AAAAAGAUAGAGCAAGAACAGAACCCCGAGGCGAGGGUGGUGGAGUGGUUGAAAAUCUUUAAUUCUUGUUGCUUUUGUUAAUCUAUAUCUCUCUGUUUCUUGCUUGUCUGCAAAGGAAGUAGUGCUGGGUUGAGUUUAAGAUAAGAAUAAUUUUAGAGAGAGAGAAACAGAGAGAGAUAAGAGGAGAGAGACCCAAUGCAGUUUCAAGAAGAGAGGUUUGGGAUUUGAGGCAAUUGCCAAUGCCGAUGUCGAGGCAACCCUUCAAUUUCUACAACCAUCGCCCAAUGCUGAGCCAAUCCUUCGCCACUCACCACCGCCAUCUCUUCGUCCUUGUUCUCAUACUUGUAUCUUCUGCUGCUUCUGCAGCAAAUAGUGAAGUUGAUACUCUUCUUUCUUGGCUUCACAGCUCGCCCUCAACUUCUUCAGUUUUCUCUAACUGGAACCAUUUGGAUCCCAAUCCUUGUAAGUGGUCUUACAUCACUUGUUCUUCUAAGAAUUUUGUCACUGAAAUCAACAUACAAUUUGUUGAUAUGGCUCUUCCUUUCCCUUCAAAUCUUUCCUCCCUUCUCUACCUUGAAAAAAUAAUUCUUUCUGGUAUUAAUCUCACUGGAACAAUCCCACCUGAUAUAGGCGAGUGCUCUCACCUAACAGUGCUUGAUGUUAGCUCUAAUAGUCUGGUAGGAAGUAUUCCUUCAAGUAUUGGGAAGCUAAAAAAUCUCCAAGACUUGAUUUUGAACUCUAACCAGAUUGCUGGGAUUAUCCCAGUGGAGCUUGGUAAUUGUACCAAUCUCGAGAAUCUUAUCAUAUACGAUAACUACUUGAGUGGGAAUCUCCCGGCUGAACUAGGGAGACUAUCAAAUUUGGAGGUCAUACGAGCUGGAGGAAACAAGAACAUUGAAGGAAAGAUUCCAGAUGAGCUUGGAGAUUGCAAGAACUUGAAAGUUCUUGGUUUAGCUGAUACUAAAAUUUCCGGUUCCAUUCCUGCUUCACUGGGCAACCUAAGCAAUCUUCAGACACUAUCAGUGUACACUACGAUGCUCUCCGGUGGGAUUCCACCCCAGCUAGGCAACUGCUCAGAACUCGUCAACUUAUUUUUGUAUGAGAAUGACCUCUCAGGUUCACUGCCACCACAGUUGGGCAAACUUCAGAAGAUGGAGAAGAUGUUACUUUGGCAGAACAAUUUUCAUGGGACCAUUCCUGCAGAGAUUGGAAAUUGUAAAAGCUUGAAGAUUAUUGAUCUCUCAUUAAAUUUUUUCUCCGGAGCCAUACCACAGUCCCUGGGAAGCCUCUCAAAUAUUGAAGAGCUCAUGCUUAGCAACAAUAACAUCUCUGGUUCGAUCCCAUCUGUUCUUUCAAAUGCCACAAAUCUGUUACAGUUGCAGCUUGAUACUAAUCAGAUAUCGGGCACUAUUCCAGCAGAGCUUGGUAAGUUGACACAGUUAACAGUCUUCUUUGCCUGGGAGAACAAACUUGAAGGAAGCAUUCCCUCAGAGUUGGGUGGUUGCAGGAGCCUUGAAGCCUUAGAUUUGUCACACAAUGCACUCACUGGUAGCUUACCUCCUGGCCUAUUUCAGCUGCAGAACCUAACAAAGCUUCUCUUAAUUGAUAAUGACAUUUCUGGUUCAAUUCCUCCGGAGGUUGGUAACUGCACUUCUCUAAUUCGCCUUCGGCUUGUCAAUAACAGAAUCAGUGGGGAAAUACCGAAAGAAAUCGGGUUCCUCAAAAACCUCAGUUUCCUUGACUUGUCUGAAAACCAUCUUGAUGGGACGCUGCCAGCAGAAAUUGGCAAUUGCAAUGCGCUACAGAUGCUGAAUUUAAGCAACAAUACCCUUCGUGGCACUUUGCCGAGCUCUUUAUUUUCCCUGACAAUGCUUGAGGUAUUGGAUGUUUCUGUGAAUCAAUUUGUGGGUGAAAUUCCAAGGGGUUUUGGUCAACUUAAUUCACUCAAUAGACUCAUCCUCAGUAAGAACUCCCUGUCUGGGGCAAUUCCUUCCUCUCUUGGCCAUUGUUCGAGCCUUCAACUGCUUGAUCUUAGCAGCAACACACUCUCUGGAAUGAUACCGGUGGAACUGUUUGAUAUUCAAGGUCUUGAUAUUGCUUUGAAUUUGAGUUGGAAUGCACUUACUGGGACAAUUCCACCGCAGAUUUCUGCACUGAACAAAUUAUCCAUGCUUGAUCUUUCACACAAUAAACUGGGAGGAGAUUUGAUGGCACUUGCUGGGCUUGAAAAUCUUGUUUCUCUAAACAUCUCUUACAACAAUUUUACUGGCUAUCUUCCUGACAGUAAGAUUUUCCGACAGUUAUCAGCAACAGAAUUGGCAGGGAAUCAGGGAUUGUGUUCUAAGGGUCGAGACUCAUGUUUCGUAAGCAAUGCCACAAUGAUGAGCAUGCCAAACAACAGCCACUUGAAGAGAUCACAUAGACUUAAACUGGCCAUUGCAUUGCUCAUCACCUUGACUAUAGCAAUGGCAAUUUUUGGAGCUAUUGCAGUUGUCCGAGCUCGGAAAAUGAUAAGAGAUGAUUGCGAAUCUGAGAUGGGAGGGGAAUCAUGGCCUUGGCAUUUCAUUCCAUUUCAGAAGCUAAAUUUUUCAGUAGAACAAGUUCUGAAAUGCCUACUGGAAGCCAACGUAAUUGGAAAGGGAUGUUCAGGAAUUGUGUAUCGGGCAGAACUAGAAAAUGGGGAAGUCAUUGCAGUGAAAAAGCUGUGGCCAGCAACAAUAGCUACAGCACAUCAUAGUCAAAAUGGCAGGUUAGGAAUUGGGGGAGUUCCCGAUUCCUUUUCAGCAGAGGUAAAAACCCUUGGUUCUAUCCGUCACAAGAACAUUGUCAGAUUCUUGGGUUGCUGUUGGAAUCGAAACACAAGAUUGCUGAUGUAUGACUAUAUGCCCAAUGGUAGUUUAGGCAGUCUCCUUCAUGAGAAAAGUGGGGGUUGCUUGGAGUGGGAAGUGAGAUACCGAAUCAUCUUGGAGGCAGCACAAGGUCUUGCUUACUUGCACCAUGACUGUGUUCCUCCAAUUGUUCACAGGGACAUCAAAGCCAACAACAUUCUCAUUGGCCCUGAAUUUGAACCGCACAUUGCUGAUUUCGGACUUGCCAAGCUUGUUGAUGAUGGAGAUUUUGCUCGCUCUUCCGCCACUAUUGCUGGAUCCUAUGGUUACAUCGCUCCAGAGUAUGGAUAUAUGAUGAAAAUAACUGAAAAGAGCGAUGUGUAUAGCUAUGGUGUUGUGGUGUUAGAAGUACUAACUGGGAAGCAACCAAUUGAUCCAACCAUACCAGAUGGGCUUCACAUUGUAGAUUGGGUAAGGCAAAGGAGACGAGGGAUUGAAGUGGUAGAUCCCAGUUUACGGGCUCGGCCAGAAUCUGAGAUUGAGGAAAUGUUGCAGAUCUUAGGAGUGGCUUUGCUAUGCGUAAAUCCUUGUCCUGAUGAUAGGCCUACAAUGAAAGACGUGUCAGCAAUGCUCAAGGAAAUUAGGCAAGAGAAUAGGGAGGAGUGCCUGAAAGUAGACCUGCUUCUCAAUGGAUCUUCAGCUAACAAUCGACAGGAAAAUAGCAACAAUACCCCAUCAGUGAUGAUGCAGCACUCAUAUCCUCAAAGCAAUAAUACAAGCUUUUCUGGAUCUUCAAUUUUACAUUCUUCUUCAUCCAUGGCCAAAGCUACAUUCAAAUAAUCUGUAACAGAUUGUGUUUAUUUAUUUAUUUUUCUUUCUUUGGUGAAGUUUAUGUAUUACUUUAGAUAAGAAGAAUCCCAGUUCAGAUUCAGAA
Hevea brasiliensis (rubber tree) is the source of this 3762-nucleotide messenger RNA. Its product is annotated as LRR receptor-like serine/threonine-protein kinase RGI2. NCBI's taxonomy places the organism in Eukaryota, Viridiplantae, Streptophyta, Magnoliopsida, Malpighiales, Euphorbiaceae. Bases 240 to 3668 code for a protein of 1142 amino acids. The transcript is spliced from 2 exons. The record is from RefSeq and is a predicted model, not a curated record. Gene Ontology annotation, molecular function: ATP binding; receptor serine/threonine kinase binding; protein kinase activity. Gene Ontology annotation, biological process: protein phosphorylation.